GACUUCCUCCGAUCCCUUCGCGGCAGUUGAAGGCAUGGACGCCGGCGGCCGUGAGAAGGGCGGAGGCAAAUCCAUUAUCCUCAAGAAAUACGAGCUGUGCCGCCUCUUGGGCCGCGGCAGCUUCGCCAAAGUAUAUCAGGGCCGCCGUCUAGAAGAUAACGCCGAUGUCGCCGUCAAGGUUAUAGACAAGAGCGCCACCGUGGCUGCGGUGGAGCCGUAUAUUCUCCGUGAAAUCUUGGCCAUGCGGCGGCUGAACCACCACCCUAAUAUCGUCAAACUCCACGAAGUUAUGGCCACGAAGACGAAGAUUUAUCUUGUCAUGGAGCUCGCCACGGGCGGCGAUUUCUUAGCCAAACUUAACGGCGGCGAAUUCUUAGCCAAACUUAACGGCGGCGAACGGCCGUUCGACAACGCCACGGCCCGCCGCUACUUCCGGCAGCUGAUCGCCGCCGUGAGUUUCUGCGACCAGAACGGCGUGGCCCACCGCGACAUCAAACUCCAAAACCUCCUCCUCGACGGCGACGGCAACCUCAAGAUCUCCGACUUCGGCCUCUCCGCCCUCUCCGACCACCUCAAAGACGUCUCCCUGGAAACCAUGUGCGGCACGCCGGCGUACAGCGCGCCGGAGGUGAUCAGCCGAAAAAGAUACGACGGCGCCAAGGCGGACGCGUGGUCGUGUGGGGUCAUCCUCUUCGAAUUCCUCGCCGGCCGCCGCCCCUUCGAGGGCCACAACACCUCAGAGAGAUUCCGCGCAAUGAUCCGCCAUGAAAUCCGAUUCCCGUCCUCCGUUUCAAAGUCCGCCCGGAAAAUAAUCCACCGGCUCCUCGAUCCCAAUCCCCUAACAAGACCCACCAUUGGAGAACUAAUGAUGAAACACCCCUGGUUCAAGAAAUCAUCAUCUCCAGCCCUUGAACAAUCAUUAUCUGAUCAUAAAGAAAGCAAAACAAUGAAUGCAUUCGACAUAAUCUCGAUGUCAUCUGGGCUGGAUUUGUCAGGGAUAUUUGAGGAGGAGAUGAGGGAGAAACGAAUGAGAUUCGUUUCGACUAUAGAGGUCGGAGAGAUUGAGGAGAGAGUAAAGAAAAUGGGGUUUGGAGUGGAGAGAGGGAAGGGUGGAGGAAUUAGACUUGUGAAAGAGGGAGUAGUGUUAAUGUUGGAAAUUCUUCGAGUGUCAACAGAGAUUUGGUUAGGGGAGAUUAAGGUUGUCAAUGGAGGAAAGGAAUUCGAGGAGAUUACCUGGGAGGAGUUUAAGGUUGGGUUGACAGACAUUGUUUCAUGGCAAAGUGAACAGUGAUGGAGCUCUACAGUGACAUGCAUACAUAUAUUCAUCUCAAUCUGGAAACUGUAUAACUUUUUUAUUUAAGGGAAAAAUUGUCAAAUAGACUAUUAAACAUACUUUAGCUUGUUUCGUAAUUAGAUUACUAAAAGUGUGCAAUGGAAUCAUCUGAGACGUUUUUCUGA
Molecule: messenger RNA, 1458 nt
Organism: Ipomoea triloba (trilobed morning glory)
Lineage: Eukaryota; Viridiplantae; Streptophyta; Magnoliopsida; Solanales; Convolvulaceae
Product: CBL-interacting serine/threonine-protein kinase 7-like
Exons: 2
Coding region: 35-1291 (418 amino acids)
Biological process (GO): signal transduction; protein phosphorylation
Molecular function (GO): protein kinase activity; ATP binding
Source: RefSeq, a predicted model, not a curated record